Molecule: messenger RNA, 1452 nt
Organism: Nothoprocta perdicaria
Lineage: Eukaryota; Metazoa; Chordata; Aves; Tinamiformes; Tinamidae
Gene: MLKL
Product: mixed lineage kinase domain like pseudokinase
Exons: 10
Coding region: 1-1452 (483 amino acids)
Biological process (GO): protein phosphorylation; cell surface receptor signaling pathway
Molecular function (GO): ATP binding; protein kinase activity
Source: RefSeq, a predicted model, not a curated record
AUGGACAUCGUGGAGAAGGUCUUCUUGGUAGCGCAGAGCAUCUCGGCGCAGCUGGAGCAGGUGAAGUGCUGCAAGCACCAGUGCCAGCGGCUGGUGGAGCGGAUCCGCACCUUGCUGGAGCCCGUGCGCGUGCUCCGCGYGCAGCCGGCCGCGCGCCUCUCCUGCCACGAGGAGCAGCUGCUGAGCAAGCUGCUGCGCGCACUGGCGGAUGCCAACGGGCUCGUGGCCAAGUACAGCCAAGCGAGCUGGAUCCAGAAGUUCCUGUGCGCCCACAGCAGCAGCGAGGAGUUUGCGCGCGUCAASGAGAGCCUGGGGGACGUGGCGCAGGGGCUCUCGCUCCUGCUGCAGGCCGAGCAGAAGCAGGUCCUGCUGGAGGCCUUCCAGGCCAAGACCUGCCGCCGGCAGGACGCCGAGGACCUGCGCAACGACAGGGCUUUCGUGGACGAGGUGAUUGCGAGCACCGAGCCACCGCUGGGCGCCGAGUUCCCUCUCUCCAGGCGAGGCGUGGAGCGCCGGGUAGACUGGAUGCAGAGCGAGCUGCACAAAGUUGUGCACAUGAUGGAGUGCUUGAAGAAAGCGGACGUGGACAAAAGGGAGGACAUCACCGAGAUCCAGCGGGAGCAACUCACCUUCCGCCGGCACCUGCAGGACACCGAGAGCUAUGACCUCUACGAGGGAGAGUAUCUCAAGUACCCGGUCGCCAUCAAGACCUUCAAGAGGCCGCUCACCACUGACUCCGUGAAGGUGAGGGACAUCUUUGAGAAGGAGGUUCGCACGCUGAAGAAGUUUGAGUCGCCCAACAUCCUGCGCAUGUACGGCAUCUGCAUCGAGGAGCGAGAUGGGAGCCCUUGCUUCUCCAUCGUCAUGGAGUACUGCGAGCACGGGACCCUGCGCGAGGUGCUCAGCAAGCAGCAGCUCUCCUGGGACACGCGCCUGCGCAUGGCCCUGGGCGCCGCGCGAGGUCUCUACCGGUUGCACCAGACAGAAAAGAAGUCCAGGCUUCACGGGUGCAUCAACAGCAGCAAGUUCUUGGUGGCCGGAGAUUAUUGCGUGAAGCUGUCAGGAUUUGAGCUGUGUGAAACAGAGACGUCCAUCAAGAGGAAAGUCAAGAAGAAGAACUGGAACAAAGUCUCUACGCUGGCCUACGUCGCCCCUGAGAACUUGCAAGACAUCUGCUACCCCUAUAAGAGGCCCUAUGAAAUAUACAGCUUCGGCAUCGUGCUCUGGGAGAUUGCCACCUCCAAAAUCCCCUUUGAAGGCUGCACUCCGCAGGAGAUCCGGGAGAAGAUCUGCGAGCACCAUUACCAGGAGCCCCUGGGGGAGGACUGUCCCGAGGGCCUGAGGAAAACCAUCGAGCAGUGCCGGGCCUUCGAGCCCUCGCAGCGCCCUUCUGCCGAGCAGAUCGUGGACUCGCUGGCCGAGCUGCGGAGAAGCAGGAACCAAGGAGGCUGA